Messenger RNA from Rana temporaria (common frog), 15715 nucleotides. RefSeq names its product HECT and RLD domain containing E3 ubiquitin protein ligase family member 1 (gene HERC1). The coding region runs from base 264 to 14816 and encodes 4850 amino acids. The record is from RefSeq and is a predicted model, not a curated record. The transcript is spliced from 80 exons. Lineage: Eukaryota; Metazoa; Chordata; Amphibia; Anura; Ranidae. Gene Ontology annotation, molecular function: protein binding; ubiquitin-protein transferase activity.
GUCUCCGCCCUUUCCUUUCUUCUGACAAGUAGAACCGUUGCGGCUGUGAUCAGAGCGGGCCUGGACACUGUCACCCCGGUACAGAGAGCGGACACAUCACCGGACACAGGGGAUCGGAGAGCAGGCAACACCAUUACAUGCCAACAAAGACGCAAAUUCUUGGAAGAUUAUGGAGGCUACAGCAUCCCUGUUCCAUGUUUGCUGAGUUUUGUUGGAAGGAUACUGACAACCUUGUAGUGUCAGGACCCAUGGCAGUAGAAUAAAUGACGAUGGCUGGCAUGAUGCCUCCCGUGAAGAUAAAAUGGCUAGAGCACCUGAACAGCUCCUGGAUAACAGAAGAUAGUGAAUCAAUUGCAACCCGGGAAGGUGUCUCUGUCCUAUAUGCCAAGCUCAUCAGCAACAAAGAGGUGGUCCCACUGCCGCAGCAGGUCUUGUGCCUCAAGGGACCCCAGCUGCCAGAUUUUGAGAGGGAAUCCUUGUCAUGUGAUGAACAAGAUCACUACCUUGAUGCUUUACUCAGCAGCCAGCUGGCUCUGGCGAAGGUUGUAUGUUCUGACUCUCCAUUUGCUGGUGCUUUGAGAAAGAGGUUGCUAGUUCUUCAAAGGGUUUUCUAUGCUCUUUCCAAUAAGUAUCAUGACAAAGGCAAAGUUAAACAACAGCAGCACUCUCCUGAGAAUAGCUCAGGCUCUGCGGACACACUGUCUGUUAGUGAGCGGCCACGGUCCAGUACUGAUGCCCUUAUUGAAAUGGGGGUCAGGACUGGUCUUAGUCUUCUCUUUGCCUUGCUGAGACAGAGUUGGAUGCUGCCGACUGCUGGACCUGGUCUGAGCCUGUGUAAUGAUGUCAUAAGAACAGCCAUUGAUGUGGUGAACUCUUUACCCCCUCUUUCCCUUGCUAAUGAGAGCAAAAUACCCCCCAUGGGACUGGACUGUCUGGCACAGGUCACCACCUUCCUGAAGGGCGUUACAGUUCCCAAUUCUGGUGCAGAUACACUGGGAAGGCGUCUGGCCUCAGAACUCCUCUUGGGCCUUGCCUCUCAGCGCGGCUCUCUCCGCUACCUCCUAGAGUGGAUUGAAAUGGCUUUAGCAGCUUCGGCUUUGGUUAAUGAAACUGAAACUGACAAGAACAAGAUGCUGACCGCACAGGAAGGCAUGAUCGGCUGUGAUUGCUUCAUUAGCAUCCUUCAACAGAUGAGGAGGUCUUUGGGUUCAUCAGCUGACCGGAGCCAAUGGAGGGAGCCCACCAGGACAUCUGAUGGUCUGUGCUCGCUCUAUGAGGCAGCACUGUGUCUCUUUGAGGAGGUAUGCCAGAUGGCUUCUGAUUAUUCAAGAACCUGUGCCAGUCCAGACAGUAUCCAGACUGGAGAAAGUCCAGUUGUAUCAGAGACAUGUGAGGUAUACGUAUGGGGGAGUAACAGCAGCCACCAACUAGUGGAGGGGACCCAAGAAAAAAUCCUGCAACCAAAGCUGGCCCCUUGCUUUUCAGAUGCGCAGACAAUCGAAGCUGGACAGUACUGCACUUUUGUUAUAUCUACGGAUGGCUCCGUAAGAGCAUGUGGGAAAGGCAGCUAUGGAAGGUUGGGUCUUGGAGACUCAAACAACCAGUCUACUCUGAAGAAACUAACCUUUGAGCCUCACCGUUCCAUCAAAAAAGUUUCUUCUUCAAAAGGAUCCGAUGGGCACACCCUGGCUUUUACCACAGAAGGAGAGGUUUUCAGCUGGGGAGAUGGUGACUAUGGCAAAUUGGGCCAUGGAAAUAGCUCCACCCAAAAAUAUCCAAAGCUAAUUCAGGGGACACUGCAAGGAAAGGUUGUGGUGUGUGUUUCAGCUGGUUACAGACAUAGUGCCGCUGUCACAGAAGAUGGAGAGCUCUACACAUGGGGAGAAGGAGAUUUUGGACGAUUAGGCCACGGAGACAGUAAUAGCAGAAACAUCCCCACUCUGGUGAAGGAUAUCAGUAAUGUGGGUGAGGUGUCAUGUGGGAGCUCCCAUACUAUUGCUUUGUCUAAAGAUGGACGGACUGUGUGGUCUUUUGGUGGAGGAGAUAAUGGAAAGUUGGGCCACGGAGACACUAACAGGGUAUAUAAACCAAAGGUGGUUGAAGCACUACAGGGAAUGUUCACCCGGAAGGUGUGUGCAGGGAGUCAGUCCUCUCUGGCUUUGACAUCUACUGGACAGGUCUAUGCUUGGGGCUGUGGAGCCUGUCUGGGAUGUGGAUCUUCAGAAGCAACUGCCUUGCGCCCCAAGCUAAUUGAAGAGCUGGCUGCCACCAGAAUAGUAGACAUUUCAAUAGGAGAUAGCCAUUGUCUUGCACUAUCACAUGACAAUGAGGUUUACGCAUGGGGAAAUAACUCCAUGGGACAGUGUGGCCAAGGCAAUUCAACCGGCCCUAUCACUAAACCAAAAAAAGUCAGUGGACUGGAUGGUGUGGCUAUACAGCAGAUUUCAGCAGGCACCUCGCACAGCUUAGCAUGGACAGCACUGCCCAGAGACCGACAAGUGGUGGCGUGGCAUCGUCCCUACUGUGUGGAUCUAGAGGAAAGCACCUUUUUCCAUCUGCGAUCUUUCCUGGAACGAUACUGUGAAAAAAUCAAUAGUGAUGUCCCCCCUCCUCCCUUCCCAUCAUCCAGGGAACAUCAUAACUUCCUAAAGUUGUGCUUAAAGAUGCUGUCCAACCAUCUAGCCCUGGCUUUAGCAGGAGGUGUUGCUACCAGCAUCUUGGGACGCCAAGCUGGCCCUCUACGAAAUUUGCUUUUUCGCCUAAUGGAUGCAAGUGUACCAGAUGAGAUUCAAGAGGUUGUAAUUGAGACUCUGUCAGUGGGAGCUACCAUGCUGCUGCCGCCUCUCCGGGAAAGAAUGGAGUUAUUGCAUUCUCUCUUGCCCCAGGGACCUGAUAGAUGGGAAAGCCUUUCCAAGGGCCAGAGGAUGCAGCUGGACAUCAUUCUGACAAGCCUUCAGGAUCACACACAUGUGGCAUCCUUGCUGGGAUACAGCUCUCCUUCUGACUCCUCAGACGGCUCCUCUCUGCCUCUCUCCUAUUGCUCCAGUUCUGACCCCAACUCUCAGGGCAGCCAUCCAGACACUCACCUUGCAGAGAUCCUGAUGAAGACACUUCUGAGAAACCUGGGCUUCUACACGGAUCAAGCUUUUGGAGAGUUGGAGAAGAACAGUGAUAAAUUUAUUGUAGGAUCAUCUUCCGCAGAGAACAGCCAACCAGCUCAUCUUCAUGAGUUGCUAUGCUCCUUGCAGAAACAGUUGCUGGCAUAUUGCCACACAAACAAUAUAAGCGAGAACUCCAGCAGUGUGGCGUUGCUUCACAAACACCUCCAGCUCCUCCUGCCUCAUGCCACAGACAUCUACUCUCGUUCCGUUACCCUGCUGAGGGAAAGUCCAUGCAAUGGGAGUGUGGGAGAGAAACUGCGUGAUGUGAUCUAUGUAUCUGCAGCUGGCAGUAUGCUUUGUCAGCUGAUAAACGCCUUGCUGUUACUGCCAGUGUCUGUGUCCAGACCUCUUCUCAGUUAUCUACUGGACCUGCUUCCACCACUGGAUCGUCUCAAUAGACUAUUACCUGCAGCUGCUCUUUUGGAAGAUCAGGAAUUACAGUGGCCUCUUCAUGGAGGACCAGAACAAGUGGAUCCUGCAGGAGUGUUGUUGCCUGCUCCAGCUCAGUCUUGGGUCUGGCUCGUGGAUUUGGAACGAACUGUUACACUGUUGAUUGGAUGCUGUUUGGGGGGCAUGCUGCAAGGGUCGCCCACAUCACCAGAAGAACAAGACACUGCUUACUGGUUAAAGACUCCUUUAUUUGGGAAUGGCAUUGAGAUGGAUGUUCCUCUGCUGGAUAAGUGUAUGAGUGCUCUGCUGGAAGUGUCUCUGUCUGGAAAUGAGGAGCAGAAGACCUUUGAUUAUAAGCUGAGGCCAGAGGUUACAAUUUUGGUGGAUCUGGCAGUUGGUUCUACUAAGGAGCCAGCACGAAGCCUGUGGAUCAGUAUGCAGGAUUAUGCUCUUAGUAAAGACUGGGACAGCGCCUCUGUUAGUAAUGAAUCACUGCUGGAUACAGUGUCACGCUUUGUUCUGGCAGCGCUGCUGAAACAUACGGGUCUUCAGUCCCAUGCCUGUGGAGAGAACAGGUACCAGCCAGGAAAGGCGCUAGCCGAGGUGUUCCGCUCUGUGUACAAGGUCAGAAGUCGACUACUUGCUUGCAAGAACAUGGAACUCAUCCAAACUCGCUCCUCUUCCAGAGAGAGAUGGGUUUCUGAGAACCAAGAGUCAGCAGAUCUAGGCUCCCAGGAAAACUCUUUUACGAGAACCAUAGAUGAAGAAGCUGAGAUGGAGGAACAAGCAGAGAGGGAGAGAGAAGAGGGACACCCUGAACAGGAGGAAGAAGAUGAGGAACGUGACCAUGAGCUACUUACUGCUGGCAAAAUAUUUCAAUGUUUCCUAUCAGCCCGUGAGGUGGCGCGCUGCCGGGAACGAGACCGAAUUGGCCUGGGCUCAGCCGUGGGCACUGGCACAAGUACUAGAACAGAGGAGAAUUCCCCACAGUUGGUGCAGGCAAUGAGAGACAGUGGACAUCUCGCAGAAGGACAAGACCUAUAUACUGCAGCUUGUAACUCCGUUAUCCACCGUUCAGCUCUUCUCCUUCUUGGGGUGAGCCCAGUAAUAGACUUUCUAGAGACCCCAACAGAGGACCUUCAGCAGCAAGUUGCAUCAGCAGGCUUCCAUGAGGCUGCUGCAGCUAUGACAAGAAGUGAAAGCCUUACAGCAGAAAGGAAGUCGGUCCAUUCACAUCCUAGUUACAAACUUAUUAAGUCCAGGAGUGAGUCUGAUCUUUCCCAGCCUGAAUCUGAUGAAGAGGGGUAUGCCCUGAGUGGAAGACAGAACACAGACUCAGACCUUGCAUCUCACAGGAAAAGAGUGUCCCCAUCGGAGCCUCCUGCGAGUGAUUCCUGGGCCCGCCUAAAACACAGUCGGGAUUGGUUGUGCGGUUCCAAUUAUGCCUUUGAUCCAGAUUCAGAAAGUGGUAAAACACUUGGUAUACAUGCGCUAAUAGAGAAUAUUCUGAGCUUCGUAAGUGGGGAUGUGGGUAAUGCUCCUGGAUUUAAAGAGCCCGAAGAAGGCAUGUCUAGCUCUCCCCAGGCCUGUGUCAUUGCAAUGGAACAGCAACAACAACGUGCUGAGCUGCGUUUGGAAGCUUUGCACCAAAUCCUUGUCCUGUUGUCUGGAAUGGAGGAGAAGGGAAAUGCUCCAGCCCUAGGCAGCCGACAGUCAUCUGCCACUUUUCAGUCUUCUUCCCUCCUCACUUCUGUUAGACUGCAGUUUCUUGCUGGAUGCUUUGGGCUGGGCACAGUGGGUCAUACAGGCUCCAAAGGUGAAUGUGUCCAUCUGCAUCAUUAUCAGGACGGAAUACGUGCCUCAAAGAGGAAUAUUCAGAAUGAGAUCCAAAAAGCAGUGCACAAAAUCUACCAGCAACUCUCUGCCACCCUAGACCGAGCUCUGCAGGCCAACAAGCACCAUGUGGAGGCACAGCAGCGUCUGCUAUUAGUAACCGUCUUUGCCCUUAGUGUGCGAUACCAGCCUGUGGAUGUGUCUCUAGCGAUUUCUACUGGUCUGCUUAGUGUUCUUUCCCAGUUAUGUGGCACUGAGACUAUGUUGGGACAACCUCUUCAGCUGUUGCCCAAGUCUGGGGUGUCCCAGCUAAGCACUGCUCUAAAAGUAGCCAGUACCCGACUGCUACAGAUCCUGGCAAUUACUACAGGGACAUAUGCGGAUAAAUUAAGCCCUAAAGUGGUCCAGUCAUUGCUUGACCUGCUUUGUAGCCAGCUAAAAAACCUUUUGUCUCAGGCUGGGGUUAUGCCAUUAUUUGGAGAAGAGGAAGAAGACGAGAAGGCCGAUCUUGCUGGAGAAGGUGAAAGAAAAGACCAAAGAGCUAGCCUUAGGAAACAGCGCACAGCUGAACUUCAUCUUGGCGACUUUUUGGUCUUCCUUCGCAGAGUGGUGUCUUCCAAGGCUAUCCAGUCAAAGAUGGCAUCUCCCAAAUGGACAGAGGUGUUGCUGAAUAUUGCCUCUCAAAAGUGCAGCUCGGGUGUUCCACUUGUAGGGAAUCUCAGAACCAGACUCCUCGCCCUGCAUGUUCUGGAAGCUGUAUUACCUGCAUGUGAAUCUAGCGUGGAAGAUGACCAGAUGGCACAGGUGGUAGAAAGGCUUUUCUCUCUUCUCUCAGACUGUAUGUGGGAAACUCCCAUCGCUCAGGCUAAACAUUUUCAUCAAGAAAAAGAGCAAGAAGCAAAACUUCAGAAGCAGGGUGAGCUUGAGGAGGAGGAGGAAGACCUACCCAUCCAAGAAGUCUCCUUUGAUCCAGAAAAAACCCAAUGUUGCCUUGUGGAAAAUGGCCAGAUUCUGACUCAUGGGAGUGGUGGCAAAGGUUAUGGCUUAGCAUCAACAGGAGUAACGUCAGGCUGCUAUCAGUGGAAGUUCUACAUUGUGAAAGAAAAUCGUGGUAACGAGGGGACCUGUGUAGGUGUUUCCCGAUGGCCCGUACAUGACUUCAACCACCGCACCACAUCUGACAUGUGGCUGUAUCGGGCAUACAGUGGUAACCUGUAUCAUAAUGGAGAACAGACUCUGACUUUGCCCAGCUUUACCCAGGGAGACUUUAUAACUUGUGUGCUUGACAUGGAGGCUCGGACUGUGUCGUUUGGCAAGAAUGGAGAGGAGCCAAAGUUGGCCUUUGAAGAUGUGGAUGCAGCAGAAUUAUACCCUUGUGUGAUGUUUUACAGUAGCAACCCUGGAGAAAAGGUGAAAAUCUGUGAUAUGCAGAUGAGAGGGACUCCCAGAGAUCUGCUGCCUGGUGAUCCUAUAUGUAGUCCUGUAGCCACUGUCUUGGCUGAAUCCAGUGUGCAGCUGCUCAGAGUGCUUCAUCGUACUGAGCGCUGGACUCAUUGCAUUAACAAGAAAAUGGUGGAGCGCUUACAGAAGAUCAAAGGUUGCCUGAAAGAAGUAGGAGGCAAGCUGAAGAAAAGUCGUUCUGUCCAGAGUCGUGAAGAGCAUGAAGCACGAGAUGAGAAAGAAGAGGAGAAAGGAAAACAUGGCAGACAUGGACUGGCUGAGCUGGGGGAAACGCAACUUAAGACCCUCUGCAUGGAAGUGUGGCCUGUUCUGGCUGUCAUUGGAGGUGUAGACACAGGACUUAGAGUGGGCGGCAGAUGUGUUCAUAAGCAGACAGGUCGGCAUGCAACUCUUCUCGGUGUUGUGAAGGAAGGCAGUACAUCUGCUAAGGUUCAAUGGGACGAGGCAGAGAUUACCAUCAGCUUCCCAACUUUUUGGUCGCCUAGUGACACACCUCUCUACAACCUGGAACCUUGUGACCCCCCACCUUUCGAUGUGGCUCGUUUCCGUGGGCUGACUGCCUCCACACUGCUUGACCUUACCUACCUAACCGGCAUCCAUGAAGACCCUGGAAAAGUCAGUGCCAAGCGUCAUGAAAAGAAGCACCGCCAUGAAUCAGAAGAGAAAGGAGAACAGGAGCAGAAGGGAGAUCCUGAGAACACGGAUCGGACAGCAGAGGAGAAAAUCAGCAGCAAUUUAACUUCAAAAUCAGAAAAUGAAUCAAUUGGUCUUUUGGGAGACAAUGCAGCCACUGAUCAGCAGCAGAAUCAACUUAUUGAUGGGAAGCGGAAAAGUCAUGACCACAUACCAAGAAGCCAUGAUAUUGCCCAGUCUGAAAUCAGGGCUGUACAACUGUCCUACAUAAACUUGGGAGCCAUGAAAUCUCUUGGCGUGCUGCUUAGCUGCAGUAAAUAUGCCGAACUUUUACUUAUCCCCAAAGUGAUGGCUGAAAAUGGUCACAAUUCAGACUGUGCCAGUUCUCCUGUGGUACACGAGGAUGUUGAAGUGAGAGCUGCCCUGCAAUUUCUGAUGCGUCACAUGGUGAAGAGGGCGGUUAUGCGUUCACCUAUAAAGAGAGCCCUGGGGUUGGCUGAUCUCGAGAGAGCACAAGCAAUGAUUUACAAGUUGGUGGUUCAUGGGCUUCUAGAAGAACAGUUUGGUGGCAGGAUAAGACAAGUACACUUUGUACAAAACAUCUGGUUUGACCUACAAGGAUUCACAGUGAUGUCAAGAGAUUUAGAUCAGCAGGUAGAGGAAAGCGACCAAGUCCAGCAAGCGCAGACUCCGGUCACCACCAGCCCAUCUGCUUCCAGCACCACAUCCUUUAUGAGCAGUUCAUUGGAGGACACCACCACUGCCACCACGCCGGUGACUGACACUGAGACUGUGCCAGCAUCUGAAUCCCCAGGAGUCAUGCCGCUUAGUUUGCUGAGGCAAAUGUUUUCAAGCUACCCUACUACUACUGUUCUGCCCAACCGUCGUGCACAGACUCCACCAAUCACAUCGCUCCCCACAUCACCCACAGAUGAAGUAGGAAGAAGACAGAGCCUCACAUCUCCAGACUCUCAGCCAUCGAGGCACACCAACCGUACAGCUUUGUCAGACCCCAGCAGCCGCCUAUCCACAUCCCCUCCCCCUCCUGCUGUGGUUGUGCCUCUUCUAGAAAUGGGAUUCUCCAUCAGUCAGAUCAAAAAAGCCAUGGAAGCCACUGGUGCAAGAGAGGCCGACCCGCAGAACAUCACUGUACUGGCCAUGUGGAUGAUAGAACAUCCAGAUGAUGAAGAGAGAUAUUCAGGGAGGCCCAAUGAGCAGUGCCAAGGAGAUGCGGUUUCGGGAGCUGGGGGUAAAUCCAACGAUGUGGUUUUCACAGGAGACAUUUCCUCCACUGACAACCCAGAGCUGGAAGAGUGCUUUUGUGAGAGCCCAGACGGCCUGGAACAGUCAGAAAAUGCAGGAGCCAGCAGUGGAAAUCAGACUAGAGGGAGGUCUACAGUUACUAAAAGACAGAAGUUUGAUCUGGCAGCAAGGACACUGUUGGCAAGGGCAGCGGGUUUGUACCGGACUGUCCAAGCUCAUCGCAACCAAGGUCGAAGAGAUGGUGUGUCCCUGCAGCAGGAGCCUGGAGCCUUGUAUGACCUAAAUCUGGAUGAGGAGCUUGAGAUCGACCUUGAUGAUGAAGCCAUGGAGGCAAUGUUCGGACAAGAGUUAGCCAGCGAUAAUGAUAUUCUGGGAAUGUGGAUCCCAGAGGUACUGGACUGGCCAACAUGGCAUGUAUGUGAAACGGAUGAACGAGAGGAGGUAGUUAUCUGUGAGCUAUGUGAGGCAAGUGUGCUCAGUUUUAAUCAACACAUGAAGAGGUACCACCCAGGCUGUGGACUUAGUGCCAACCGCCAGGGGUACCGCAGCAAUGGCUCCUAUGUUGAUGGCUGGUUCGGUGGGGAGUGUGGCAGCGGGAAUCCCUAUUACCUGUUAUGUGGCAGCUGCCGGGAGAAGUACCUAGGCCUGAAGAGCAAGCGCAAGGCAACUGCUUCAGAAAAGUACAAAGGACAUGCCCCCGAUUUGAUUGGCAAGCAAGACAGCGUGUAUGAAGAAGACUGGGACAUGUUGGAUGUUGACGAGGAUGAGAAACUCACUGGAGAGGAAGAGUUUGAACUACUAGCUGGACCCCUUGGCCUCAAUGACCGUAGGAUUGUACCUGAACCAGUACAGUUUCCAGACAGUGACCCACUGGGGGCUUCUGUAGCCAUGGUAACGGCCACCAACAGCAUGGAGGAAACACUAAUGCAAAUAGGCUGCCAAGGAGCUUUGGAGAAGAGCUCCUCAGGCCGGAUAACACUAGGAGAGCAGGCAGCAGCUCUUGUAAACCCGCAUGAUCGUGUGAUGGCAUUACGAAGGGUAAUAGCUGCUGCCCAGGUCCUGCUGGCACGUACCAUGGUGAUGCGUGCACUUUCACUGCUGUCUGUUAGUGGUUCCAGUUGCAGUCUUGCUGCGGGUCUGGAGUCUCUUGGCCUAACUGACAUCCGCACUUUGGUGCGCCUCAUGUGCCUGGCUGCUGCAGGUAGAGCUGGCCUUUCCACCAGUCCAUCAAACACUUUGACUAGUUCUGCUGAUCGCUCUCGUGGUCUACACACCAAGACCAGCAAACCUAUCUCUUGCCUAGCAUACUUGAGUACAGCUGUUGGCUGCCUAGCAUCCAGCACUCCUAGUGCAGCUCGACUACUUGUUCAACUUUGUACCCAGAAUUUGAUAUCCGCAGCAACUGGUGUGAAUUUAACAACUGUGGAUGACCCAGUGCAAAGGAAAUUCUUGCCUAGUUUUUUGCGUGGCAUUGCAGAAGAAAAUAAACUUGUUACUUCACCCAACUUUGUAGUAACACAAGCACUGGUUGCACUUCUUGCAGACAAAGGGGCUAAACUGCGACCCAAUUACGACAAAGCAGAAAUGGAGAAGAGAGGUCCUUUGGAACUGGCCAAUGCUUUGGCUGCGUGUUGCCUUUCUUCCCGGCUGUCCUCUCAACACCGCCAAUGGGCUGCGCAGCAGUUAGUACGUACACUUGCUGCUCAUGAUCGGGACAAUCAGACUGCACCACAGACUCUUGCGGAUAUGGCUGGAGACUUGCGGAAAUGUUCUUUCACCAAACUGGAGGCACAUCAGAACAGGGUGAUCACCUCUGUGUGGAGUAGUAAGAAAUUGUUACUAGCCACUAGUAGUAGUGAUGGGACUGUCAGAGUGUGGAAUGUGUCUAGAAACCAGUAUUCCCUCCAGCAGACAUGCGUUUUCCAAAAAUCAGAGGGAACUCCAGAGGAACCGGACCCAUCCUUGUCUCCUGUGUGUUGGAGUGUUAGUGGGCGUUAUCUGGCCGGAGCCCUGGAAAAGACGAUCAACAUCUGGCAAGUCAAUGGUGGAAAAGGACUUGUGGACAGUCAGCCUCACUGGGUCUCCUGCAUAGUGUGGCCUGAGCAGAGUCCUGGAGACGGAUGGGCUAGUGACCAGCCAGAGUCUUUGUUGGUGGGUCGUGUUGAUGGAACUUUGGGGCUAAUUGAAGUGACAGAUGCCAUCACCAUGCGCCGUGUGGAACUGGAGCACUGUUACAGGAAAGACGUGGCUGUUACCUGCAUUACUUGGUUUAGUGAAGACCGUCCCUUUGCUGUUGGUUUUGCUGAUGGAAAGUUACUAAUUGGACACAAAGAGCCAGAAGAGAAAGGAGGGAUGGUUCUCAUUGACGCACACAAGGAGAUGUUUGUGAGUGUAAAAUGGGAUCCAGCAGGUGAACUGCUACUUACCUGUGCCAAAGAGGACACUGUUAAGAUAUGGGGAAACACAGGUGGCAUCUGGAAAACGCUCUACAGCCUCCCACACCCAUCAUAUGUCAACACAGUAGCCUGGUGUGCGUUGCCUGGGAAAGCUGACAGCCCACAGCUCAUGCUUGGAACGGGGUGUCAGAAUGGUUUGGUAUGUGUAUGGACCGUUCCACAAGCCUCUCUAGAAACCAUUCAGUUCAAAUCGGAACGGAGGGAACACUCAUAUUGUAAGGAGUUUAAGAAACCAGAGAAUGCCCGAUGUGUUUAUAAGUUACGGGGGCACAUAACACCAGUACGAACAGUAGCUUUCAGCCCUGACGGUCUAGCGCUUGUGUCUGGUGGACUUGGUGGCUUAAUGAAUAUUUGGUCUUUAAGGGAUGGCUGUGUCUUACAGUCUGUAGUUACUGGUUCUGGAGCUGUUACUACCACGGUUUGGAUUCCGGAUGUUGGAGUUGCUGCUUGUUCAAACCGCUCAAAGGAUAUUCUAGUGGUGAACUGCACCCCCGAGUGGAUAUCCUCGAAUCACAUCUUGGCAACUUGCAGGACUGCACUAAAACAACAAGGCAUAGUGGGCCUUAGCAUGGCGCCUUGUAUGCAGACCUUCUUGGAGCGCCUUCCUGUCAUGCUCCAGGAGCAAUAUGCAUAUGAGAAGCCCUAUGUGGUGUGUGGAGAUCAGUUAGUACAUAGCCCAUAUAUGCAGUGCUUGGCAUCGCUGGCUGUGGGACUAAACCUUGAACAGCUUCUGUGCAAUCCACCCAUCCCUUCUCACCACCGCUUGGCUCCACCAGAAUCUUCCUCCUGGAACCAUGCUGAGUGGGCGUGGCUAGAGUGUUUCUCUACUACCAUCAAAGCUGCUGAGGCCUUGGCCAGAGGUGCCCUUUUCCCAGCAUCCUUCAGUGUUCCUGACCUGGAGCCAGUCCCUGAGGAAGAGCUAAGACUUAUAAUGGAUAACAGCAAAUGGAUGAAUGGGACAGAUGAACAAAUUAUGGCUUGGGCCACCUCCAGACCAGAGGACUGGCAUCUUGGAGGUAAAUGUGAUGUGUACAUGUGGGGAGCUGGGCGCCAUGGACAACUGGCAGAAGCCGGCAGGAAUGUGAUGAUUCCAUCAGCAGCCACAUCCUUCUCCCAGGCACAGCAGGUAAUCUGUGGCCAAAAUUGUACCUUCGUUAUUCAAGCUAAUGGUACUGUCCUUGCCUGCGGAGAGGGGAGCUACGGUCGCCUUGGUCAAGGCAAUUCAGAUGACCUUCAUGUACUGACUGUCAUCUCCGCAUUGCAGGGAUUUGUGGUGACACAGCUCGUGACCUCUUGUGGCUCAGAUGGACACUCCAUGGCACUGACAGAGAGUGGAGAGGUGUUCAGCUGGGGAGAUGGAGAUUAUGGCAAACUAGGACAUGGAAAUAGUGACCGUCAGAGGAGACCCAGACAGAUUGAGGCGUUACAAGGAGAAGAAGUGGUGCAGAUGUCCUGUGGCUUCAAACAUUCUGCAGUAGUAACAGCUGAUGGAAAGCUUUUUACCUUUGGAAAUGGAGAUUACGGCCGUCUUGGCUUGGGCAACACAUCCAACAAGAAAUUGCCAGAACGUGUGACUGCACUGGAAGGAUUUCAUAUUGGUCAGGUGGCCUGUGGAUUAAAUCACACACUAGCUGUGUCUUCUGAUGGUUUAUUAGUUUGGGCAUUUGGAGAUGGAGAUUAUGGAAAACUUGGUUUAGGAAACUCUACUGCCAAAUCUUCUCCACAGAAAGUGGAUAUUCUGUGUGGCAUUGGCAUCAAGAAGGUGGCUUGUGGGACACAGUUCUCGGUUGCGCUGACUAAAGACGGUCACAUUUACACCUUUGGACAGGAUCGCUUGAUUGGCUUACCUGAGGGUCGAGCUCGAAAUCACAAUCGUCCUCAGUUGGUUCCUGGCCUUUUGGGCAUUUUCAUUGAGGACAUUGCAGUGGGAGCGGAACACACACUGGCCCUCUCCUCCUCUGAGGAAGUGUAUGCAUGGGGAAGUAACUCCGAGGGGCAGCUUGGCCUUGGUCACACCAAUCAUGUACGUGAGCCUACACUGAUUACAACCCUACAAGGGAAGGACGUUCGUCAGAUCUCAGCAGGACGGUGCCAUAGUGCAGCAUGGACAGCAACUCCUGUCCCUCCAAGAGCCCCAGGUGUCUCAGUGCCAUUACAAUUGGGUCUCCCUGAUGUCGUCCCUCCACAAUACAGCUCUCUCAAAGAGAUCUGCACCCACACAGUUCGUACCAGGCUGCGUCUCCUCUACUAUUUCUCUGAUCUCAUGUAUUCAUCCUGGAGACUACUGAACCUCAGCCCUAAUAACCAGAGUAGUACUUCCCACUACAAUGCAGGAACAUGGGGUAUUGUACAGGGUCAGCUCAGACCAUUGCUGGCUCCAAGAGUCUAUACACUUCCUAUGGUACGAUCUAUUGGCAAGACGAUGGUUCAAGGAAAGAACUACGGACCUCAGAUUACUGUAAAGAGAAUCUCCACCAGGGGUAGGAAGUGUAAACCCAUAUUUGUGCAGAUUGCCCGCCAGGUAGUGAAGCUGAAUGCAUCUGACUUGCGUCUUCCUUCCCGGGCAUGGAAAGUGAAGCUUGUUGGCGAGGGAGCGGAUGAUGCUGGAGGGGUGUUUGAUGAUACGAUAACUGAGAUGUGUCAGGAGCUGGAAACAGGAGUGGUUGAUCUCCUCAUUCCUUCACCAAAUGCAACUGCUGAAGUGGGUUAUAACAGGGACAGGUUCUUGUUCAACCCCUCUGCUGGAUUAGAUGAACACCUUAUGCAGUUCAAGUUUCUGGGUAUCCUAAUGGGUGUGGCUAUCCGCACCAAGAAGCCGCUUGAUUUGCACUUGGCCCCCCUGGUCUGGAAGCAGCUGUGCUGUAUCCCGCUAAUACUGGAGGACCUGGAGGAGGUUGAUCUGCUCUAUGUGCAGACUCUCAAUAGCAUUCUUCACAUUGAAGACAGUGGCAUCACAGAGGAGACUUUCCAUGAGAUGAUCCCCCUCGAUUCCUUUGUGGGUCAAAGUGCUGAUGGAAAAAUGGUGCCCAUUAUUCCUGGAGGGAACAGCAUCCCUCUGACCUUCUCUAACCGCAAAGAGUAUGUGGAGAGAGCUAUAGAUUACAGACUGCAUGAGAUGGAUCGACAGGUUGCAGCCGUGAGAGAAGGCAUGUCAUGGAUUGUGCCAGUUCCCCUGCUCUCUCUCCUCACUGCCAGACAGCUAGAGCAAAUGGUAUGCGGGAUGCCAGAGAUCUCUGUGGACGUCCUGAAGAAGGUAGUGCGGUACCGAGAAGUGGAUGAACAACACCAGUUGGUACAGUGGUUCUGGCAGACUCUGGAGGAGUUCUCCAAUGAGGAGCGGGUCCUUUUCAUGAGAUUUGUUUCUGGAAGAUCCAGGCUUCCAGCCAACACCGCAGACAUCUCUCAGCGCUUCCAGAUCAUGAAGGUUGAUCGGCCUCACGAUAGUCUGCCUACCUCACAGACAUGCUUUUUCCAACUACGACUCCCUCCGUACUCGAGUCAGUCAGUGAUGGCCGAACGCCUGCGCUAUGCAAUCAACAACUGCCGAUCCAUAGAUAUGGACAAUUACAUGCUGUCUCGCAACGUGGACAACGCUGAAGGAUCAGACACAGACUACUAAGCUCCGCUCGCUCUCCAGCAGUCUAAGGGUUGUUCUUACACCAAGCAUUUUACAAAACCUGCAAUAUUUUCUUUUAAUAACAAGAAAAACUGUUUGUAUUUAAUUUUCUCCCUACAUUGUAAAUUAAAAUAAAGUGAACUCGCCCUUCUCCCCCCCCCUCACUCUGAAUCUAAGAAUAAGUUGCAUGGAGAGCGGAUUUUUUAUUUUUUUGAGGGACGGGGAAGAGGCCGGGGCCUUGAUGACGUUCUCCACAUGACCCUGGUCAGUGCUGUACUUGAAUAUUGUACAUUGGUGCACUUAAUGUUCACCCCAAGAACAGUUUUACAUGAAUAUUCCUAUUUAUUUUGUUUUAAUUUUAAAAAUGCCUGUGCAGGACUAGUUAUGCAGGAAAAUAAAAACAGACUGAAGAAGAUUGUUGCUGUUUUUUGAUUGCCUUUACUGCAGAUGCUCACAUAGGUCAUGCAUCUGUUGGGACUUCAAUACAACCUAUAAGGGGGAGGGGGGUCACUGUCAUGAGAAAUGCUGCUGUCAGCUUGGGGUAUACUCAGGAGAUAAAGCUCAAGGAUAAUAUUUAGAGCUUAUUUCACGUUUUUAUUUCAACACCAAAUGCAUAACUUUCCUAAAUAGUGAAUAUCUCACUGGUCUGGAAAACCGCAAAUUGUCAUUAUAGUUAAAUUAGUAUGCAUGUUCAAAGCCAUGGGGUUUCAUUGCCCUUAGGUGACUCCGCAUUUGGCUAUAGCAGACAUGGAUCAAUGCUGCUGCUUUGGGUGGGGACCUCCUUAGGUGCCUACACUUUUUUAUUAACAUUACAGAGUCACUUUAAAAGUAAUGUAUAGUGUUUUUGUAUAUAGUUUUAUGUUCCAGACCAAAAAAUAAAUAAAAAAAAAACUUUGAAAACA